Molecule: messenger RNA, 980 nt
Organism: Camellia sinensis
Lineage: Eukaryota; Viridiplantae; Streptophyta; Magnoliopsida; Ericales; Theaceae
Source: RefSeq, a predicted model, not a curated record
GUGUUCUGUGUUCUCUCUCCCAAACACUUUGUGCUCUCUCCCACCCAAACACCCUGUGCUCUCUCCCUCUCCCACUUACCCAUGUCUCCUCCCCAUUCCCCCUUUAUCUCUAUCUUCCUCUCUGUUCUUCUUCUUUCCUACCCUCCCUCUUCGCUCGCUCCCGAUGCUACACUCCAAUCCUCGAUUUCUGCCUCUCCCCUUGUCUCUCACUCGAUUUCUGCUUCUCCCCCCUCCUCCCUUCUCUCUUUGUCGAGCCGUGUCUCUAACUCAGCUCGCAAGAGAUUGUUGAGUUUAUGUAAGAUUGAUGCUGAGCUAAGAAGCACGGGUGCGGGUACGAGUACGGUACGGGUGCAGGUACGAGUACGCCGAUAUGGCAAGAUCCCAAAAAGGUAUGAUACGGAAGUUAAUGGUGCAUUAGUGACCGGGCAUAAAGGCUGAAGGCUUCUUCUCUCUCCCAUAUACAUGUAUAAAUUGAGACCCUCCUGUCAAGUCUCAAACACAAAAAUUAUUGUUUCCUUUUUACAAGUCAGUUUGCUAGAAAGUUUCUACAGUGAGAGAGUGCUGCCAUGGUUUUGUUCACUAAGCUAAACAGAAAGUGCUUCUGCAGUAGCUGUUUUUAACCGUCGUAUCCUGGGAGAUAGACGCCAGAAUUCCUCAAGCACUCAACCUAUGAGGCGGCAAAAUUUGUUUUAAGGAAACUGUUACAGUGCAGGCUUCAGCUUGCUUUCUUUACCAUUUUAUUGUAUUGUGUAUUUCUGUUGCAAUUCUCAGCAUGUGUUCUUGGUUUUUUUUUUUUAUAAUUUAUUCGUGAAUCUAUUUAUUUAAUUUCACAAUUUGAACAACAUUGCAUUAGCCUUUAUGCUACCCUCAUGAUAACUAGCAUUAUUUUUUGUGUUUGGACCAUAUUAAACUUGUAAGAACCUAUUCAUUUAGCGUUGUGGAAGUGUAAAUCAUUUCAGUAAGUUGUUCUAUUGGAAUCA